Molecule: messenger RNA, 3096 nt
Organism: Acaulospora colombiana
Lineage: Eukaryota; Fungi; Glomeromycota; Glomeromycetes; Diversisporales; Acaulosporaceae
Source: the annotation of a GenBank genome assembly
AUGGGAAAAAACUUCAAGUCGACUAAGAAAGGUAUCAGUGGCAGUCAUAUCAGAGGCAAAAAGUUAAAAUCCAAGAAGAUUUGGAAGAAUAUUGGCGCUAACAACGGCAGUUCACGUACAAAGUCGAAAUCUCGAAUUAAUGAACUAAGUAUCGAGUAUGAAGAUACUGAUGACUUUUCCGCCCAGGAUGUUUUUGAAAUUGAUCAGGAUGGAGAGUUCAAAGAAGAAAGACGCCGCAAAAAUAUCGAUGAAUUGGAAAGUUAUGAGUAUAAUGGAGAGGAAAAGAUCGACGUGGAGGACGACGAAGAAAUUGAUAGUGACGAGGCGUUUAACAAAUCAGAUGAAGAGAGAUUUGAUCAUUUCAUUUUUAGAGGCACCAACAAGAAAGCUGAUAAAAGGCAGAGAUUAAAUCGCAAAAUUGAUUUAAAUGAAGAAGAUAACUACGAGAAUUCAACAGAUGAUGAAUCUGAAGAUACAGAAAACUCAAGUGAUAAUGAUAUUAAUGAAGAAAGAGAAAAUGAUGUUAUCCCAGAUGAAGGAGUUAAAGAGAGGCGUAGGGUUGUUCGCUUUGACGACGAAGAUAAUGAGGCCACAAGUCUGGACGAGAACUUUUUCGAUCUGAUUGAUGUUGGUCGGGAAAUGAAUGUUAACAUUUUUGGUGAUGAAUCAGACGAGGAAACUAUGGAUUUAGCCGAAGAUGAUGAGAGCGUUGAUGAAGAACGAGAAUUUAAUGAUGAUGAGUCUAAAGUGGAAAAGUUGGAUUCUUUCAUAGAGUCGUUAGACAAGAAAAGAAAACGUAUUGAUCAUACAGGCUCUAUAGAGAAACGUAAAAGGCUAAUCAAAGAACGAACAGAAGCAUACGAAGAGUCCGAAUAUAACCUGACGACUCGAGAGUCAAUAAAUAGUAAGAAGAAAAUUGAUUUCCAGGAUCUUUUAGUCACAGUUCAAGAAGAAACGGGAUUUAGUGGAUUAAAACAAAAAUUGGCAUCGCUCGAAAGUGGUGGUAACAAAGGAAAUUAUAAAGAACCACUAUCAGCUCCUUUGCCUCAACGAACUUUAAACAAGUUGAACAGGCAAGCAGCCUAUGAUGAAACUAAGAAAGAUAUAUCCAAAUGGGAACCAAUUGUUAAGCAUAAUCGUGAAGCUGAACAUUUGGUGUUUCCGCUGAAUCCAAAUCCUCAACAUCAACCGACUAAUAACACCCUAGCUGGUACCUUCCAACCCUCAACGACUCUUGAAAAAGAAGUAGAUUCCAUACUGAUAGAAAGUGGCAUCAAAGAGAAGGAUCUUCAACAGUACGAAGAGCUUCAGCUAAACAAGUUAUCUGUCGAAGAAGUAGCAGAACGUCGCAAAGAACUUCGAAGAAUGCGUGAAUUGAUGUUUCGUGAGGAAAUUAAAGCCAAACGAAUCGCAAAAAUCAAGAGUAAAACUUAUCGAAAGAUUAGAAAGAAGGAGAAAGAAAAGAAUAAAUUAAAACUUGAUGAAUUGAUUGAACUUGAUCCAGAAGCUGCUAGAAAAGAAAAAAUAAGAUUGGAAACAUCUCGAGCACAAGAACGUAUGACUUUGAAACACAAGAACACCAGUAAAUGGGCCAAGCAGGCACUUAAGCACAGUAAUCACGAUCAAGAAAGCCGACAAGCAAUUGCCGAACAAUUACAGAGACAUGAGGAGCUGAAACGUAAAAUUCACGAUCUUGGUUCCGAUGAAGAGUCUUAUGAAACGUCAUCAGAUGAAUGUAUUGAUCAAGAGGUAGAUAUAAAUGCUAUUAAAGAUAAGGCAUUUGGUGAGUUGGCACAACUCGAGACGAAAGACAGUGAAGUACAUCCUAAAGGCAUUAUGGGCAUGAAGUUCAUGCGGGAUGCCAUGGAGAGAGAUCGAAAUAAGACUAAAGGUUUAAUAGAUGAUUUUACCGAGGAUCUUGAAAAUCUCAGCAAUGAAGAUGAUAGUGAAAAAAAUGAUGAAAAAAAUGAAAAGGAUACAAAAAAAUAUUCUGUAGUUCACGUUGGUAACAACAUCGGAAGAAUGAUAUUUGGAAUCGGUUCCGAGAAAAAAUCAUUAAACAAAAAUUCCGAAGAACAAUUCAAUGAACAAGUGUCGUUUGAACAGGAGGCAAAAAUAAGAACGUUGCCAAAAUCUACUUUUGAUCCAAAGAGUGACAGAGAAAAUGGACAAGUAACGACAUCCGCUGAAUCAAACAAUGUAUCAGAGCAACAAAUAAAGUCACAGGGCGAAACUAAUGUUCUACAGAAGGAUAAUUCCGAUGAAGAAAAUCCUUGGCUUCAAGUUGACUCUUCCAGAGUAUCGACUCCAAGUAAAAAAAAAAAUAAAGGGUUUGACCUGAAAGAAAGCAACAAAUCUGAUAAACUAGUUUCGAAAUUGAAGAAGUUAAAAGAAAAAAGCAAAAAGGACGACGAUGUGGAAAUUGACAUGGACAAAGUGCUAACGAUAAAUUCCACUGUUAAAAUAAUUGGUCGUAAAAAGAAAAAAAAGGAGGAAGGAGUGUUACAAUCCGAAAAAAUUCAUAGUGAUGUAAUUGAUGAAAGUGUAGGAUCCGAUGAUGAGGAAAACCCCCAUGUCGAAGAAAUGGAAAACUUUGUGCACUCAAAGAGUUCUAUGGCGUUUAAGCAAAGAGAACUGGUUGCUCGCGCAUUUGCAAACGAUAAUGUUAUCGAUGACUUUUUAGCGGAAAAACAAGCCGCGAUCGAUGAAGAUAAACCUAAGGAAGAAGAUAUUACAUUACCUGGAUGGGGAACAUGGGUUGGCAAAGGAGUAAAACAACAUAAACGUAAAAAAGUCUUGGUCAAACCAUUACCCGGCGAAGGUGUAGAAGUUAAUAAGCGACAAGAUGCAAAGCUUAACCAUGUAAUAAUCAAUGAGAAAAGAAUAAAAAAGGCCAAAAAAUAUCUAGCAACCGAUAUUCCCUAUCCGUUCCAAACUAGAGAACAGUAUGAACGAAGUUUACGUACUCCAUUAGGCGAGGAAUGGAAUACGCGGGAAAUAUUCCAAAAAAUGAUUAUGCCUAGAGUUGUUACGAAAAUGGGCGGCAUCAUUGAUCCUUUAAAUGUUCCAUUUCAAACAAGUGAUGUAAAAGAUUAA